CACACACACAUCCAUGAGCACACACACAUAUACAUAGCCAGAAGCUAUGCUUUUCCUGCUGUCUGCAUGGAGCUCAGGUGUGCAGUUACCUGCUGAGGUGCUCAGAGUCAGUGCAUCGUGGAUCAUACAUUGAGUCAGCAGCGACAGCAGCUCCAGCACUCCAGCCCCACAAGAUGAUCUGUGGCCUGCUGCUCUUGUUGGUGGUCCCUGGUGCACUGCUCCAGGAGGAGUGCCACGGGAGCUCCUGUAACCCCCAGCUCGGUGACCUGAUGGUGGGUCGGGCUGCUCAGCUAUCAGCCUCCUCCACCUGCGGCCUGGACGGGCCCCAGAACUACUGCAUCAUCGGAUACCUGGAGGAGGAACAGAAGUGCUUCACCUGUGACUCCAGGCAGCCCUACGACCGCCAGAGUAACCCCGACAGCCACCUCAUCGAGAACGCCAUCACCAUCUUCGACCCCGAACGCAGGAUGCGCUGGUGGCAGUCUGAGCCCGGUGUAAAUCAAGUCAGCAUUCAGCUAAACCUAGAGACCCUGUUCCAGUUCAGCCACCUGGUGCUCACCUUCAAGAGUUUCCGCCCGGCGGCCAUGCUGGUGGAGCGCUCCAAGGACUUCGGCCACACGUGGAAGGUGUUCCGCUACUACGCAGAGGACUGUGCCGCCCACUUCCCCUGGGUCUCAGCCGAGCCGUCCGACAGCGUGGACGACGUGGUCUGUGACAGCAGAUACUCGGGCUCACAGCCGUCCACCGACGGAGAGGUGGUUUUAAAAGCUCUGGAUCCUAUAUUUGAUAUUGAAGACCCGUACGCACCCAACAUUCAAGAGCUGAUCACCUUGACGAACAUCCGGGUUAACUUCACGCGUCUGUUCACGCUGGGCGACACCCUGCUGGGCCGCCGCCGGAGGAACCCCCAGGACAAGUACUACUACGCCCUGUUCGACAUGGUGGUGCGGGGCAGCUGCUUCUGCCACGGCCACGCCAGCAGGUGCAGGCCCGUCGACGCCGGCCGGGGAGACGUCUUCAACGAGCCCGGCAUGGUACACGGACGGUGUGUGUGCCAACACAACACGGCAGGGGACAACUGCGAGAGGUGCGAAGACCUCUACAACGACGCCCCCUGGCGGCCAGGCAGCGACGACGAACCCCACACCUGCAGGAGAUGCAACUGCCACGGCCACUCGGAGCAGUGCCGCUUCGACCCGGCCCGCUACGAGGCCACGGGGCGGCUGAGCGGGGGCGUGUGCGUGGACUGUCGGAACGAGCGCGUGGGCCCGCGGUGUGAGCAGUGCCGGCCCUACCAGUACCAGGACCCCUUCAAAGCCCUGGAGGACCCGCGGGGCUGCAUCCCCUGCGACUGUGACCCAGUGGGGUCCCAGGGUGGGGGCCUGUGUGAGUCUGCCACAGGACAAUGUGUCUGCAAGGAGAACGUUGAGGGCCAGCGCUGCGACCGCUGCAAGUAUGGCUUCUACGGCCUGCGAGAGGACGACCCCGCCGGCUGCCAGAUGUGCCUGUGUAACUCACAGGGCACCAUGCCCUCGGCCCACCAGUGCGACCAGGUGACUGGAGAGUGUAUGUGUGAACCCCUGGCUACUGGCCGCUACUGUGAUGAAUGUCUGCCAGGGUACUGGGGUCUGGGGAACACUGUUCACCGCUGUGCCCCCUGUGACUGUGACUCUGGAGGAGCAGUAGGCAGCAGCUGCUCUGCUGAAGAUGGGAAAUGUGAGUGUUUGCCCAACAUGGCGGGGAGGAGGUGCAAUGAUCCCGCCCAUGGAUACUUCCUGCCCCCGCUAGACUACUUCCUCUAUGAGGCCGAGUUCGCUGGGCCGUUACAAGGCAUAAGUUCCUCUUCUUUGGUCAACCCCUCGGCUCUGCCUAAGUGUGAGAAGUACUUCCGGGAGCAGGGCUACGACUUCAAGUACAGCAACGGCCGCCUGGUCCUGGUGCGGAAGACCAAGAGGCAGGCCCGCAGGAGGAGACAGGGAGAGCAGAGGACCAUCUCUUUAGAACCGGGGAGCCCCCUGCAGAUUGUCCCCCGCCAGAGGACAGCAGACAGGCAGGUCACCUGGACGGGCCCGGGAUUCGUCAGGGUCCAGGAUGGGGCGGGGCUGAGGUUCACCGUCGACAACCUGCCCAGCUCCCUCGACUACCAGCUGGUGGUCCGCUACGAGUCGGAGUCCCCAGACGAUUGGCUGGCCUCGAUAAGCGUUGUUCCCUUGUCGCCCGGUGAAGGCGUCUGCCCCAGUGACCCAACAGAAAGUAAAACUCUCCGACUUCCCGGGAACUCCAGGAGCGCCAUUGUGGAUCAGCCCGUGUGCCUGAAUGCAGGGGGGCGGUACUUUGUGGACAUCACCUUCAGGAAAGAGCAGACCUCAAAUCCCCAAUUCAGCUCACACAUCCUUAUUGACUCUAUGGGUUUAAUUCCCCGAAUCGAGUCUGUCCAGGACUUGUGUUCUCGGAGCGAUCUGGAUUCCUACCGGCGCUUUCGCUGUAUCCACCUGGCGGCGCAGGCGGGCCAGCAGGAGCAGUGGCCGGAGGUGUGUGAGGAGCUGGUCAAGAGCCUGUCGGCCCGCAUCAACGGAGCCGUGGCCUGCAGGUGUAACAUCCACGGGUCGGUGGGCCAGUCCUGCAGUAAGGUGGGGGGUCUGUGUGAAUGCAAGCCCAACGUGAUUGGUCGAUGCUGUGAGACCUGCGCCCCCCUUACCUUUGGAUUCGGACCAGGCGGUUGUGAACCGUGUGCGUGCGACCCGCGCGGCGCCCUGUCGGAGCUGUGCGACCAGGGGAGAGGCCAGUGCCCGUGCCGGGCGGAGGUGGCGGGCCGGAGCUGCGACCGCUGCCGGCCGGGGUACUGGGGCUUCCCGCUGUGCCGGCCCUGCGAGUGCAACGGCCUGGCGGAGCUCUGCGACCAGGACACCGGCUCCUGUCUGCAGUGCCGGGAGAACUCUGCCGGACACUCCUGUGAGAGGUGUGUGGAAGGUUACCACGGUGACCCAGUCUCCAGAGAGCCCUGUGAGCCAUGCUCGUGUCCAGACAUACUUGGCAGCGGGAAAUUCUUUGCAUCAUUCUGCAACCGAGAGCCAGAGUCCGGCAGUCUUAUCUGCAACUGUCUACAGGGACACACAGGUCCUCGCUGUGACAGCUGUUCGGCCGGUUUCUAUGGCGACCUGGCGGCCCCCGGGGCCCUGUGCGAGCAGUGUCUGUGCAGCAACAACAUCGACCCAGAGGACAGCGCCGCGUGCGACAGGGUGACCGGCGAGUGCCUCCGCUGCCUGCAUCACACGCAGGGAGCGCACUGCCAGGAGUGCAGGCCCGGGUACUACGGCGACGCCCUGGAGCACAGCUGCAAAGAGUGCUCGUGUGACCGGAGGGGGACGGAGGUGACCAAGUGCCCCCUGGGAAGCCCCUGCUUCUGCCAGCCGCAGAGCGGCCAGUGCCCGUGCCGCCCGGGCGCCACCGGGGCGCUGUGCGACGAGUGUGCCGACGGCUUCUGGAACAUCGGGGGGGCCUCAGGGUGCCAGCCGUGCAACUGUGACCCGGCCAACUCCCUGGACGACGUGUGCGACAAGGUGACAGGACAGUGUGUGUGCCGUCCAGAGUUCGGAGGAAGGCAGUGCGAUGAAUGUGGCGAAAACCACUUUGGGAAUCCAGACCUCCAGUGUCUAUCGUGUGACUGUGACCUGGGGGGCUCGGAGCGGCCCGCCUGCGACCCGGACACCGGCGAGUGCCUGUGCCGCGUCGGGGUGACGGGCAUCUUCUGCGACGAGUGCGCCCCGGGCUUCCAGCAGACCUUCCCCGCCUGCGGCCCCUGCCACGCGUGCAACGAGAUCUGGCGCCUCAACAUCAGCGAGGUCCAGAAGGCCUCGCGGAAGAUGAAGGUGCUCAUCCCUCGCCAAGGCAACCAGUCCGGCCACGAGCGGCAGAACCAGCGGAUGACCAAGAUGGAGUCCAGCUUGGACCGGCUAGCCAACCUGACGGGGGGGUCCCCCGCUGUGUUGGGGGACGCGGGGAGGCUUUGGCUCAAUGUCCGGCAGCUCAAAGACAGCAUCGAUCCCAAUUUAAUCUUGGUCGACACGACACCACUGCUCAACACGGAGAUAGACAACAUCCGGAAGGAUUUCAAUAACCUGCUGCAGCGCCUGAGAGACCGGAACCCUGACGACCCUGACGUGGACACGGAGGAAGUAGAAGAGCUCCUGGAUGAGAUAAGGAAGCUCCACAAGGACUUCAUGGCAGAGGAGAAGAAGGUGCACGACGCCGACGCGGCCGUGGAGGACUCCAUGAACACACGGCAGGCCCUGAAGGGCCUCGGGGCCAACUGUGGCGCCAAGGGGAACCUGUCCCAGCUGGUGGACAAGGUCAACGCACUGGACGUGGUCACGCUCAAUGAGAAGAUCUGCGGAGCACCAGGCCACCGGGAAUGUGCCAAGUCUAAGUGCGGCGGGGCGCUCUGCAGCACCUUCUGGGGAACCAAGCUCUGUGGCGGUCCGUCCUGUAACGGCAGCCUUCCACUGGGUCUGGACGCAAAGAAGAAGGCGGCGGAGGCGGAGACCGCCAUCGGCACGCUGAAGGAUCAACUGGAGGCCAGCAGGAGAAAGACCAACGCAACUAAGAAGGUGGCCCUAGAAACGCUGGACCUCUCGGAUAAGCUGCAGGACCGCAUCAACAACAAGAAGGAAGACGUGGAGCGAGAGAAACAGAAAGCCAAGGAUCUGUUGAGACUGGUCCAGGUCUACCUGAGGGAUGAGAUGGUGUCCCCCGACGACAUCGAGAAGAUGGCCCAGGCCGUGUUGAACAUACAGCUGCCUGGUACCCCCGACCAGAUCCGCUCCCUGAUCAAAGACAUCAAAGAGCUACUCUCAAACACCCCCGACCUGAAGAAGGACCUGAGCUGGCUGGAAGAGCAGAACAAGAUAGCCCAGGACCUGCUCCAACAAGCUCUCCAACUCAAAAAUAAAAGUAAAAACAUAGAUGUGACGCACAUCACCGAGGCGCUCUACGCGGCAGAACGGGCCCAGGACACGGCCAACAACGACCUGGAGGACGCCACCAACGCCACAGACAUGAUCAAGGACCAGAUCACUAAUGUGCAGCAGAAGCUGGACGAUGCCGAGGGGGCUCUGAUGAGCGGUCGGCCCCCCGGGGAGCUGCUGGGGGAGAUAGGGGCCCUGAGGAACAAGACCGACCUGAACCGAGAGCAGGCGCUGGAGGCUGGGAGGGCAGCGGACCACGCGCUGUCCACUGCUGGAGAGGCCGAGGCUGAGCUGGACAAGGUGAACAAGAAGUUUAAAGAGCUAAAAGAGAAGAAUGGCAAGCAGAACGCAACAGACAUGGCCAGCCAGCUUCUGAAGGACAUCACCAUGGAGGCAGAGAAGCUCAAGGAGGACGUAAAACGCAAACUGAAGCAAAUCGAAGACCUGGAGAGCAGGAUCCAGGACUCCAUCAGCAGCAAAAACCAAAAGGCCAAAGAGGUGGAAGAUCUGCUGGACGCAGCGGAGGAGUUGAGGCAUAACAUCACCCAAAAAGCACUGGGAUACAUCGACUGCUAGUGCUAACCAGGAGAGGGCUCUCCCUACUGGCUACCGACCGGCACUGCUUGUGUUAACCUCACCCGAUACGCAGGUAGCCGUUGAACGGUAAGGAAAGAUUGGAAAUAGCUGAAUUAUUCCCAGGGAGAAUUAUACACAUAAACGCAAUUUUUUUAUUAUAUUUUUGAUGUUAUUAUUUCUCAAUUGUUAAUACUAAGUGCCUACAUAAUAAAAAUGUAUUGUAUUGUGUUUGUUUUGUUUUGUUUUUUAACCUGUUCAAUAUUUGUAAUGGUUAAUUGGUGAAAUAAAAAUAAAAAAGGAAUUAU
This is a messenger RNA of Gadus macrocephalus (Pacific cod), 5845 nucleotides long. It is a transcript of the gene lamb4, whose product is annotated as laminin, beta 4. The transcript is spliced from 35 exons. The record is from RefSeq and is a predicted model, not a curated record. Lineage: Eukaryota; Metazoa; Chordata; Actinopteri; Gadiformes; Gadidae. The coding region runs from base 174 to 5540 and encodes 1788 amino acids. Gene Ontology annotation, cellular component: laminin trimer. Gene Ontology annotation, biological process: cell migration; basement membrane assembly; substrate adhesion-dependent cell spreading.